Molecule: messenger RNA, 2958 nt
Organism: Lycium ferocissimum
Lineage: Eukaryota; Viridiplantae; Streptophyta; Magnoliopsida; Solanales; Solanaceae
Product: V-type proton ATPase subunit a3-like
Exons: 18
Coding region: 108-2567 (819 amino acids)
Biological process (GO): vacuolar acidification; proton transmembrane transport
Cellular component (GO): vacuolar proton-transporting V-type ATPase, V0 domain; vacuolar proton-transporting V-type ATPase complex
Molecular function (GO): proton-transporting ATPase activity, rotational mechanism; ATPase binding
Source: RefSeq, a predicted model, not a curated record
ACUCAGCUACUCUUUUUUCUUACUGUGGAUGUGAUCCAUAUAUCAUUGAACAGAGAGGUGAGAAGAAAGUCAGAACAACAGAAACACAGAUUUGAAACUGAAGUACAAUGGCGGAGCAAGCGGGUGGAGGAUGCUGUCCGCCUAUGGAUCUGUUCCGUUCUGAGUCUAUGCAACUUGUCCAAAUUAUCAUUCCGAUUGAAUCUGCUCACACAACUAUCGAUUAUAUUGGGGACAUCGGACUUAUUCAGUUCAAAGACUUGAAUGCUGAAAAGAGCCCGUUUCAACGAACAUAUGCUACUCAGAUCAAAAGAUGUGGAGAGAUGGCUCGUAAAUUACGUCUAUUUAAGGAACAAAUGUCCAAAGCGGGCUUGUUAUCUUCUUCUACGUCUGCGACACAAGUUGACCUAAGCUUUGAUGACCUUGAGGUCAAACUUGGAGAUCUUGAAUCAGAGCUGAUUGAAAUGAAUGCUAAUGGCGAUAAGUUACAACGCUCCUACAAUGAGCUUGUGGAAUAUAAACUUGUUUUGCAAAAGGCUGGUGACUUUUUCCACAUAGCACAGAGGAGUGCUGAAGCUCUACAACGAGAACAGGCAUCAAGUCAAACUGGUGAACAAUCAUUAGAAACUCCUUUGUUAUCAGACCAGGAAGCAGUGACUGAUCCAUCCAAGCAAGUUAAGUUGGGAUUUACUACUGGACUUGUUCCGAGAGAAAAAUCGAUGGCCUUUGAGAGGAUUCUCUUUCGUGCUACCCGGGGUAAUGUGUUCUUGAGGCAGGCUGUAGUUGAAGAGCCUGUCACUGAUCCUGCUUCUGGGGAGAAGGUUGAGAAAAACGUAUUUGCAGUCUUCUUUUCUGGUGAAAGAGCAAAGAGCAAAAUUCUCAAAAUAUGUGAAGCUUUUGGAGCAAAUCGUUAUUCUAUCCCCGAGGACCUUGGUAAACAGGCUCAGAUGAUUACUGAGGUCUCCAGAAGAAUCUCAGAGCUAAAGACAACCAUAGAUGCUGGCUUGGUGCAUCGGGGAAAUUUAUUACAAACUAUUGGUGAACAAUAUGAUAGAUGGAACAGUUUGGUGAGGAAGGAGAAAUCAAUUUAUCACACUCUCAAUAUGCUUAGCAUUGACGUGACCAAAAAAUGUCUGGUGGCUGAAGGUUGGAGUCCUGUUUUUGCAUCCAAACAGAUUCAGGAUGCGCUGCAGCGGGCAACACAUGACUCAAAUUCAGAAGUUGGUGCAAUCUUCCGGGUUCUGCGAACCCGAGAGAUGCCGCCUACAUAUUUUCGAACAAACAAAUUUACAUCUUCUUUUCAGGAUAUUGUUGAUGCAUACGGGGUGGCUAAAUAUCAGGAAGCAAAUCCUGGUGUUUACACUAUUGUCACAUUUCCAUUCCUUUUCGCAGUUAUGUUUGGUGACUGGGGUCAUGGUAUCUGUCUGUUGCUUGCAACCCUAUACUUCGUACUCAGUGAGAAGAAAUUGUCCAGUCAGAAACUUGGAGACAUCAUGGAGAUGACUUUUGGAGGGCGAUAUGUGAUAUUUAUGAUGUCCCUCUUCUCAAUAUACACGGGCCUGAUCUAUAACGAGUUCUUCUCUGUGCCCUUUGAGUUAUUUGGUAAAUCAGCAUAUGGGUGUCGUGAUCCUUCUUGCAGGGAUUCUACCUCUGCAGGCUUAAUCAAAGUGCGUGACACUUAUCCAUUUGGUGUCGAUCCAGCGUGGCAUGGUUCACGUAGUGAGCUUCCAUACCUCAACUCAUUGAAGAUGAAAAUGUCUAUCCUUAUUGGGGUGGCCCAGAUGAACCUUGGGAUAAUUCUGAGCUUUUUCAAUGCUCUGUUCUUUCGCAAUGGUGUAAACGUUUGGUGUCAAUUUGUCCCCCAAAUGAUAUUUUUGAAUGCUCUGUUUGGAUACCUGUCCGUCCUUAUCAUUGUGAAGUGGAUCACCGGGUCCAAAGCUGAUUUAUACCAUGUAAUGAUAUACAUGUUCCUUAGCCCGACAGAUGAGCUCGGUGAAAACCAGCUUUUUGCUGGUCAGAAGUUAACCCAGCUUGUCCUGCUAUUCUCAGCCCUUGUUGCUGUCCCAUGGAUGCUUCUUCCAAAGCCCUUCCUAUUGAAAGCUCAACAUGAAAGGCACCAAGGGCAGUCCUACACAGCACUUCAGGAGGCAGAAGAGUCUUUAAUGGUGGAGAGUAGUGAUGAUUCUGGUCAUCAUGAGGAAUUUGAGUUCAGUGAGAUUUUUGUUCAUCAGCUCAUUCACACUAUUGAAUUUGUACUUGGAGCAGUCUCAAACACAGCUUCUUACCUUCGUCUGUGGGCUCUCAGCCUUGCGCACUCUGAGCUGUCCACUGUAUUUUAUGAAAAGGUUCUUCUUCUCGCCUGGGGGUACAACAAUGUCUUAAUUCUCAUUGUUGGCAUCAUUGUGUUCAUCUUUGCCACUGUCGGAGUGUUGUUGGUGAUGGAAACGCUUAGUGCCUUCCUACAUGCGUUGAGACUUCACUGGGUAGAGUUCCAAAAUAAGUUUUAUGAGGGAGAUGGAUACAAGUUUAGUCCUUUCACAUUCUCAUUGGUUGAUGUGGAGGAUGAAUGAAGCAGCAUCCAGGAUUCUCAGAGAUGAAGCUCUCGCUGUUCGUAAAAGGAUGUGUAUGUUUUUCUUUUUGCUUGAAUGGUCAUCUUAGUGGAGGGAUAAGAUUCUUUCUCCUUUUCAUUUUUGGUGGGAUGGAGCAGUAUUCUGUGAGCACGCUCCACUCUAUUUGUUUUAUUGGCGCCGAGAGAAAUAAGCAUUUUGCAUGUGAGGUUCACAGCAAUGAAAGCAGCAUCUGUGCAGCUGCAACUUUUAGUAUAAUAAGUUACUCCUAUUUAUUAAUUGUAUUGUUAUGUUGUGUGAUCCUGCAAUAGUCACGAAUUUGUGCAACAGAUAUGCUGGGAUAGUUUGCCUGUAAAUUAAUCAUUAUCACCUAUGUUUAUGAGCUUUUCUAUCA